CUUGCACCUUCUCUUCCUUUACAAGAAGAUUUUGUUUAUCACUGGAAGGCAAUUACCCAUUACUACAUAGAGACUUCAGAUGAUAAAGCCCCAGUGACUGACACGAACAUUCCAUCCCAUCUGGAACAGAUGUUAGAUAUACUGGUUCAAGAAGAAAAUGAACGGGAAUCUGGAGAGACGGGGCCAUGUAUGGAAUAUUUACUUCAUCACAAGAUCUUGGAAACAUUAUAUACUUUGGGGAAAGCUGAUUGUCCUCCCGGAAUGAAGCAGCAGGUUCUGGUGUUCUACACUAAACUUCUGGGAAGAAUCCGGCAGCCGCUACUUCCCCAUAUUAAUGUGCACCGGCCUGUGCAGAAAUUAAUUCGACUCUGUGGUGAAGUACUCGCAACACCAACGGAAAAUGAAGAGAUUCAGUUUCUCUGCAUUGUGUGUGCCAAGCUGAAGCAGGACCCCUACCUGGUUAAUUUUUUCCUGGAGAACAAGUUGAAGUCCUGGGCUUCUAAAGGAGCACCGAAUGUAAUUUCAGAAGAUACGUUAAAAGGUCAAGAUUCCUUGUCAAAUGAUACAGGACAGUCUCAGCAACCAGAAAAGCUGUCUGGUGCCGCCGGAGCGGAGCACACAGAGUCAGAGGAUGGGCCCCCGCACCAGACAGAUGACCUGUCCACGAGCCUGGAUGACCUGAGCGCCACUUCACUGCCGGAGGCCUCCGUAGUCCGUCCGAACCAGGAUUAUAAUUUAGUGAAUUCUUUAUUAAAUCUUACCCGAAGCCCUGAUGGCCGGAUCGCGGUGAAAGCGUGUGAGGGCCUGAUGUUGUUAGUGAGUUUGCCAGAGCCCGCAGCGGUAAAGUGCCUUACUCAGGGCACUUCCUUGUGCGAACUGCUGACCGACAGGCUUGCCUCCCUGUACAAGGCCCUACCUCAGUCAGUGGAUCCCUUAGACAUUGAAACCGUAGAAGCAAUUAACUGGGGCUUGGAUUCAUACAGUCAUAAAGAAGAUGCUUCAGCAUUCCCAGGAAAACGAGCCUUAAUUUCAUUUCUUUCCUGGUUUGAUUAUUGUGAUCAACUCAUUAAGGAAGCACAAAAGACUGCUGCUGUUGCUCUUGCCAGAGCUGUUCAUGAAAGAUUUUUCAUUGGAGUUAUGGAGCCUCAGUUGAUGCAAACUUCUGAGAUGGGUAUUCUGACGUCAACUGCUCUGCUCCAUCGCAUUGUUCGACAAGUGACCUCUGAUGUUUUGCUUCAAGAAAUGGUGGUUUUCAUCCUCGGCGAGCAGAGAGAACCAGAGACUCUCGCGGAAAUUAGCAGACAUCCUUUAAGGCACAGGUUAAUUGAACAUUGUGAUCACAUCUCUGAUGAGAUAAGCAUAAUGACACUGAGGAUGUUUGAACAUCUUCUGCAAAAACCCAACGAGCACAUUCUUUACAACUUGGUCCUAAGAAAUCUUGAAGAAAGAAAUUAUACAGAAUACAAGCCUCUGUGCCCAGAAGACAAAGAUGUGGUGGAGAAUGGAUUAGUAGCAGGCGCAGUAGAUCUGGAAGAAGAUCCAUUAUUUACUGACAUUUCACCAGAUAAUACUUUGUCAAAGAAAGAGUGGCUUAGCUCUUCGCCUCCACCUACGCCCGACCACCCCAAGAAUGAUGGGAAGACUGAAGUCCAUAAAAUUGUAAAUAGUUUUCUUUGUCUGGUACCGGAUGAAGCAAAAUCAUCCUACCAUGUUGAGGGCACUGGAUAUGACACCUACCUCCGAGAUGCUCAUAGGCAGUUCAGGGACUACUGUGCUAUCUGCUUACGAUGGGAAUGGCCUGGGUCUCCGAAAGCAUUGGAAAAGUGCAAUUUAGAAGCAGCUUUCUUUGAAGGUCACUUUUUGAAAGUUUUAUUUGACAGAAUGGGAAGAAUUCUUGAUCAGCCGUACGAUGUGAAUUUACAGGUGACUUCGGUGUUGUCCAGAUUGUCCCUCUUCCCCCAUCCACACACGCACGAGUACCUUUUGGAUCCCUACGUGAACCUUGCCUCUGGUUGUAGAUCACUCUUCUCUGUAAUCGUCAGGGUUGUUGGAGACCUGAUGGUUCGAAUUCAGCGUAUUCAAGAUUUCACGCCUAAGCUCCUAUUAGUCAGGAAGCGAUUACUUGGUUUGGAACCUGAAGGCCCUGUUAUUGACCACAUCACGCUGCUGGAGGGUGUGAUUGUGUUAGAAGAGUUCUGUAAGGAGCUGGCCGCAAUUGCAUUCGUGAAAUACCAUGCGUCCUCCACGCCAUGACGUCUUUCAAGUCACUUGGGGAACUGAACUGUGGUGUACAUUUCAUCAGAAAGAACUCGGUUCCACCCAGCCAAGAGGGGAGGAAAAGCCUUUUUAAAUGAAGUAUUAUUGUAAACCGGAUAGAACCUUUUAGGUGAACGCUCCUGGUAAAAUGUGGUGUAAUGUUGUUUUCAUCGGCUUUGUCAUAAUGGGUCUGUAUGUUGUGUGUUGCUGAACCCGGGAUACAAUCAAAGGAACUCCAGGGAAUAGCAUUUCUAGUGACUAUGUGAAAUGCUGCAAAAUUCCUGAUGGCAUGACUUUGGUGAUGUUUCUGUUACCAUAACAUCGUUUUAGGUAGCAAGGCAUUUUGACAUUCUCUGGGGCUCAAAUGCUUAGAUUCUUUUGGAUUAAUAAGUAGCAAAAAAUUCACUAAUUUUAUAACUUUUUAAGGUUAAGAUUCUUAUCAAACAAAGUAUUUAAAACUGUAAAUGAGAAAAAAUAUAAUUCAGGAACCAUCCAUGAAUUGUUAAUUCUAGUCAAUAAAAAUGUGUAGAACAGCGUCAAUUUUCUUUAGCUUUUCUAAGAAUAACAAUUUAAUAUGAUAAAGAAAUUCUUGAUUAAUAUAUAUUUUUAAAGGAACAUUCUAUUACUCUUUUGUGCACAUAGCCAUGUUAAUGAUUAAUUUUCACAUAUGGGUCCCAGUUUACUUAUACUGUCAUUUUUGCAACAACAUUGAAUUUUUGUUCAUCGUUGGUAGUGUUUGCUAAAAUAGUAUUUUUAAUCUAGUUGAUAUGCACUCAUUGACAGUUUUUUCCUUCUUUCCCUCCAAAAAUUAUUUCAUAGCUGAUUUUCUUGUUGAAGUGCGUGGUAGUGUCCAGGUAGGCAACAAUCAGAAUGCCAAUGGCAUCUUAAUGUUUACAUUUUUUCAUUUCAUUUUUAUCUUAAAUGAUUCUAGAGAAAUGAAAGAAGACAUUCUCUUCAGUGUCCUGUUUACGUGUUAAAGGGGUGAGAGGCUGGGUGUACACUGAGCGCGUGUACAUGCGGGAGAGUCUGGUUUCCCACUGUGUGAUGCGCAGCAGGCUGUAGUAACUUGACACCAAGGAGUUUGCUUGUGUCCUUCUGUUCUCUCUGUAAGUGGUGUUUAUUGUCCCAAUAUUGCUUUAAAGCGCUUUUUUUUUCCUGAAAUGUUAAGCAGCAGCACUUUCCUCUUUAUCUUUCCAUGUACUGACUUUGGGGGAGGUACUGUAACGUGUUCCAUCUCGGCCCAUCUUGAGAGGAGCUGGCUCAGCUUGUGAACUCAUUUCGUGUGGCACGUUUGCAUACAUGUUGUGUGGUGUGUACGCAGAGGCGUGUGCGCAGAGGUGUGUUUUGUGCUUAUCUGCUCACUUCGUUGUAGUGUUUCUGAUUGAUUUUUGUAGUGAGUUUUUACUAUUUAUUAGGAACGAAAUACCGAGAUUAUGAAUAAUCUCAGCUCUAAAAUGCUCAUUGUUAAAACAACAAAAAGACUAAAUUUGUAAUUUAACACAAAUCUUUCUUAGCUUGGUCUAAAAAAAUUCAGUAAGUAAAACAAUGAAACAACAAAAAUAAGAGAUAGUUACUUCGUUUGAUGUUUUUCUGUAAUUUUGAAUGAUAGCAAGCAUUAUUCAGUGUGCUUUAUUUGUUGACCAGUUUAUGAAGGAACAUUGCAGCAUCUCCAUUUUUAGAUGUAGUUACAGUCUACUUUGAUGUGGGUAUAUUUAAAAUAAGAUAUUAAGAGAUAUUAGAUAUUUCUUAAUGCUGUCAUAGUGCUUAAUGCACUUAAUAGCAAUGGUGUUACCUCUCAAACCAAAUACUCUUUUAUCUUUGAUUUUCACAAUGGGUCCUUAUAGCUAAUCCAUGAAACCAAGCUCAGAAAAGCUUUAACUCAUAUAUGUGUGUGUGUAUAUGCUGCUUCUGAAAAUAUAAUUUUCCUAAGUUAUUGUAAUGACUUUGAUAUAGUCAGCUAAGGCUUAAGGUUUAGUGUUGCAUUUCUCUUUUUUUCCUUUUUUCUAUUUUUUUUUUUUCCAUAUUUAGUUUGGAGCUGGUGCCAGCACAAGUUCCCUCAUUGAGUUGCAUGUGUUAAUUUCACAAAGCAUUGUACUACAUCACUGGCCAUUUUCUUACUGUCUUUCUGAAGGUGAAUAUUUCCAUUACUCAGUGCUUAUAAGAACAGUAACCAAAGUGCACUGUGGCGGGUAGAAAGUACUACCUUAACAAUUGAUUGCCAUAGCAGCUUCUAAACUGAAUUUUAGCCUUGCUUCACAUUUGUAUAAAUAAGUGUGCACAUAUUUUUAACUUUCCAACAAUGUAGUCUGUGGAUUUAUUUUUAGUAAUGAGGUACAUUCUUUACUUCAUAGAACUCAGAUUUGUCAUAGCCAAUUAUUGUAGUAUUCACACUAUAACGCUGUAAUGUUUUCAUAAUGUAUCUGUGCAAUAUGGAAGCUAUGAGUGGUUUCACAGUUUUUGGGUUUAAUUGUAUAUUACUGUGUGUACAUGUGUAUAUAUAUGUAUAUAUAAGGACCAAAAUCCUUAGCUUGCUUACACUAUUGCUAGUGUAAAGAUUGUUACACUUCAUUUUACAGGGCACAAAUUAUGGAAUUACUUCAUAAAUUCAUGGUAACAUUUCUACAAAUUAUUAUAUUACUAUAUAAUUACCAUUUAAUUAUGAAGUUAAUAGGUAUUGACAGAAGAAGUUACAGUGAAGUGCAGAAGCCACAAAUUAUAUGGUAAUUAUAUUUUUGGUUGUACAAUACAUCAAAAUGUGCAUGUCAUUGUGAUACUUGAUAUGCUGAAACAUGAUAGAUACUCAUACUUGUGGGCCCUGUAAAAUAGUGUUACUGUAAUACUCUGUUGGCCUCCUGCCUUGUUUACAUUAAACAGAGGAUAGUUGGUGAAUUUUUCUAUGAACAUUGUGUGGGUCCCUGACAGUGUCAGUUACCAACGUCUGGAAUUCUUGGAUCAUCCAGGGAGAAACUCUUCAGAUGGUGUGUUCUGCCCCGUCUUCGAAAGAGGUUAUGAUCAUGUUCAACUUUUUGUGCUAACGAUGCAUGCAGGACUAAGAGGGAUAAUCAAAAAAUAAAUAAAUAAUGUAAUUUAAGCAAA
Messenger RNA from Chinchilla lanigera (long-tailed chinchilla), 5352 nucleotides. It is a transcript of the gene Fhip2a, whose product is annotated as family with sequence similarity 160, member B1. Lineage: Eukaryota; Metazoa; Chordata; Mammalia; Rodentia; Chinchillidae. The record is from RefSeq and is a predicted model, not a curated record.